Messenger RNA from Coffea eugenioides, 1344 nucleotides. RefSeq names its product phosphoglycolate phosphatase 2. The record is from RefSeq and is a predicted model, not a curated record. Lineage: Eukaryota; Viridiplantae; Streptophyta; Magnoliopsida; Gentianales; Rubiaceae. Gene Ontology annotation, molecular function: phosphatase activity. The coding region runs from base 212 to 1171 and encodes 319 amino acids. The transcript is spliced from 11 exons.
UUGUAGCAGUAGCACGGACUCCGGAGUAAGUAGGAGUAUAAUUUUCCAAUCCUUAGGGGUACAGCGAUUAUUUGGUUAAAAUAAAACAAAAGGGGGUCUGUGGUAUGUCAUAAUAAAUUGGAGGGGUCCAAACCAAUACCAUCGCAAUUCGCAACCUUUAACUCUUUCUGGCCCCACGCUCCGUCAGCGGUGGCGGGCGGAAUCACUGGAAAUGAAAGGAGUAGGAGGAGGAGGAGGAGAUGGACCAGAAGCAGCCUCCGCGGCAGCAGAAUGCGGACAUCAGCCCCUCACUCCCAACGACGUCAAAGACCUCCUUCAUUCCGUCGAUGCUUUUCUCUUCGACUGUGACGGUGUGAUUUGGAGAGGUGAUGUUCUGAUUGAUGGUGUUCGUGACACUCUUGAUAUGCUCCGCUCUAUGGGGAAGAAGCUGGUCUUUGUGACGAACAAUUCCACAAAAUCAAGAAGGCAAUACGCCAAGAAGUUCCAUUCCCUAGGAAUCACUGUUACUGAGGACGAGAUAUUCUCCUCCUCCUUUGCUGCUGCUAUGUUCUUGAAAGUUAAUGACUUCCCUAAAGAAAAGAAGGUGUAUGUAAUAGGUGGGGAAGGCAUACUGGAUGAACUGGAGCUUGCUGGUUUUGUGGGUCUUGGUGGCCCAGAAGAUGGGAAAAAGACGGUGGAAUUGGAGGCAAACUGUCUUUUUGAACAUGAUAAGAGUGUUGGAGCUGUUGUGGUUGGACUCGACCCAUAUGUAAACUACUACAAACUACAGUAUGGAACUCUCUGCAUACGUGAGAACCCAGGGUGCCUUUUUAUAGCUACAAACCGUGAUGCUGUGGGACAUAUGACUGAUUUGCAAGAAUGGCCUGGUGCAGGAUGUAUGGUUGCAGCCAUUUGUGGUUCCACUCAAAGAGAACCCAUUGUGGUUGGGAAGCCAUCGACCUUUAUGAUGAAGUUUUUACUUAAAAAGUUCAACAUCAGCACUUCAAGAAUGUGUAUGGUUGGUGACAGACUCGACACUGAUAUCUUGUUUGGACAGAAUGCUGGAUGCAGAACUCUGCUUGUACUUUCAGGUGUGACAAAUCUAUCGACUCUUGAAGAUUCCUCAAAUCACAUCCGACCGGAUUAUUACACGAGCAAGCUGUCUGACAUUAAGAAAUUAGUUCUGGAGUAGUUGGGGAGCAUUGUGCUUUCCAUCAUCUGUGCAUUAAGAAAUUAGUUGAUUAAACAAGCAUUCAUUUCUGAAAAAAAAGCAACUAAUUGAAUCAGAAUGGCUUUGACAUGUGGGAUUCGUUCCUUGUCUGAUUGAUAUACAAUCCGAUCUUCACAGCUGUGCUGCAUUUGUCA